AUGGCCGAUGCAGACGCCAUCUAUGAGCUCGCACAACGCAUAGAGUCCAACAUCGAGGUCGACAAACGCGUCGCUGCGUUGAAGUCUCUGCAGUCACAACUGGAAUUAGCCGGCUAUGUCGUCGAAGCAGAUGCGGUCACCUCGGCCGUCAAGGUGGCUCUCAAGCAUGCUAACCAGGCACUCAGCACAGCCUCGCUCUCCUUCAUCCCGACCUAUGCGUCAAUGAUCUACUCGGGCGACGAAUCCGAAUCCCACUCAAUCCUUAACCACAACGUUCGCAUGCUCGUCAACUCGGUCACCUUGCCCGUCAUCGAGAAGCUAGGCGAUCAGAAGGAACGCAUCCGCGAGGCUGCACGGACAGCACUGAUCGAGAUCGGAAGUGCUGCCUACGCUAUUAGCUCGGGUCACCUCAUGACAACCGGAAAAGGCAAGGAGACAGAGACACCGCUCGGCAUCUUCGAAAGAACACUGCGUGAAGCGGGACUGGCGGCCAAAUUUGCCAGGAUCAGAGAACAGACCGUCUUGCUGAUGCCAAUCUUGCGAGAGAAUUGCGAAAAGUAUCCUGUCAGACCGCUUCUCCCGACCAUGGUGGACUUGCUUUCAGAUGCCGAUGCAACGGUCAGAGAAGGUGCACGAUCGACACUUGUCGCUCUCUUCAGCAGCGCAGCGCCAGCAGCGAAAGCAGAUCUCAAGAAGGAGCUCGAAAAGAAAGCGGUUCGCAAGCAGACUGCCGAUGGGAUCUUGCGUGAAGUUCUAGGUGUACCCUCAGCAGCAGUAACUCCCGCAUCUGUACUCAGCCCGCCAGCACCCACAUCAUCUGUUCUUACCUCUCGCAAUCGCACUGCCUCCUCCUACGGCGAGGCCGACACACCAUCGUCAUCGUCCAGACCAGCACCGUCAACAGGUACAGUUCGCGAUGCACCAGCAGCGGCGCCAACGGCUUCAGCUUCUGCAGCAGCCACCGCAGCAGCAGACAACAUUCGACCAGUCUAUAUCGCUGCCCGCUCCGACCUCGAACGGACAUUCGCAACGAUGAUGCCUUUCUUCGAGAACAGGGAAUCCGAACACAACUGGCUCAAUCGAGAACAGUCCAUGAUCAGGAUCCGUGGUCUCAUCGUUUCGGGCGCACAUCGUCAGUUUGGCGAGCCAUUCUUCGUAGGUCAACUCAAGACUGUUCAGGAGGGCAUUUUGAAAUGUGUCGCAAGUCUGCGAACAACGCUUUCGAUGCACGCUGUCCAUCUGGCGCAAGAGCUAGCUAUCGAGCUCGGUGAUGACCUUGGUCCCUGCGUCGAAGGCUUUCUCAUCAAUCUCACUGCCAUGGCUGGGUUCACGAAGAAGCUUAUCGCCAAUGCGACGCAGCAGGCUGCGGCAGCAAUCAUGGUCAAUGUCAGCUUCCGGCCGCUGUUUCUACAACUCAUCUGGCAAGGCACACAGGAUAAGAACGUUGCAACACGUACUGCAGCUGCAGAGCACCUCUGCACACUGUUGACACAUCAUGCACCGCACCGCAAGCAUGCCGUCGAGUCGCAUAGUGGAUUGGAUCUGCUAGACAAGUGCUUGAGGAAAGGCGUCGGCGAUUCAAACCCAGGAGCAAGGACCAAGAGCAGGGAAGCAUUUUGGAUCUUCCAUCGCUAUUGGCCGGACCAGGCCAACACGAUCCUCAAUUCGCUGGAUCCAGCCACCAAGAAGCAGGUUGCUGCGAUGGCGCCUCCCGAUGUAGAAUCUGAGAUUGUCGCUGAGGUCAGGCCGAAGGCGACUGUAGGACCAGCAAGGGCAAGACCUGGUGGAGCGUCGAUGGCGUUGAUGCAGGCAAAGAAGGCAGCUGCUCUCAAAGCUGCCCAAGAGAAGCAGGAGCAAGAUAGGAGGAGGGCUGAGGAAGCUGCAGCUUCGCACGAAGCAAGAGUGGAGGCUGCUCGUGUUGCGUUGGCUGAACAGCAGCGGCAGCAGCAACACUCCCAGCAUCACAACCACCACCCCGGAGCACCGCCAGAGGAAUAUGCCACACCCGUCGCUGCACACAAGAAAAGCACCGGCUUCAUGCCAGCAAGACAUCGUUCACAGCAAUCUAGCCAUCUCAAGUCCUCGACUGAGCUGUCGGUGCUAGUCAGUCCGACUGCGCAUCAACGCAUCCAGACAGCCGUUGCUUUGCCCUUACCCACCAGUCCUUCUCCCGCACCGCCGGCGCACAGCACACCGCAGGCUCGGACCAACAGCAAGCUCUCCCAACCCAGCUUUGAAGCGUCGUCGUUGCGAACUCGAUCGCCCGGACUCAGCCCUCGCCCUAUUGUCUCUGCCCGGAAUCGUGCUGUAUCGUCAUCUUCCUUGUCCUCCCACGGUUCUGGUUCGGCAUCUUCUGCACGUCAUCAAGCGUCAUCAGUCACACCACAACGGACGCACCGUGCCCCCAGCUCGACCCUCGACGCUGACCUGGACGACCUCAGCCUAGACGGUAUUCAGGAUGACGACGAUACUGCUGAUGCCACCCAGCAACCGCGUUUCCAUUCAUCGGCCAACGGCGAGGAUGACACAGUGCAGCUAACAGCACCCGAAGAUGCAUCAGUGGAUCUGAUGGGGAUGAACUUCAAUUCCCCUUUCAAGAUUCCUUCUUCCACCGGUGUCAAUACUCGGAGCGCGAAGACGCAAUCGGUGCUAGUGGAGCGACAAAAUGCAUUAAAAGCACUCGAAAGUGCAACCCCGCAACGGCCCAAGACUGAUAGAACGGUAUCGACGUCAAGUGGAUCCAGCAACAACUCCAACACUCCGUCUAAUGCUGUACGGAGGUCGGGGCUGCCGAGACCCGUGUCGAUGAUGCAUUCCCCUUCACCCACCAGCGCUGGUGGGAUGCAGCCGUUUCCUAGAUCUGCUUCGAGUCGUAUGCUUGCGUCUACACCUUCACGACAGCCUCAAUCGAGGCAUCUAUCGAAUCGGACUGGAACGGGUCACAGUGUGCUGGACAAUCGAGGAAAGAGACUAGAAGCAACACAUACAGCCUCGUCUUCACCAGCAAGAGCAAAAGCGGAAGUUUGGUCCUGGAUUACCGCCCUCACUUCCUCCACCGCUGAUCUUGGCGUCUUCCGACGACUAGCGCGGCUAAGUGCGGAGAUCAAAGUCUCUCCCACCGCCCCUAACUUAGACCGGGGCGAGGAGGGAGAUGAAACGGUCUUACGUCCUGGUCCGCUGAGCAACUCUGCAAAUCGCACAUCGGACAAAGAAGGUGAAGGAUUCACCUCGGACAUCGAAGCUUGGCUCGAAGGCGGCCUGUUCAGCGCUCUCUUGGACGGGCUGAAGAAGUAUCUUAAGCCCACUGAGGGUGGUGGUGAUAAUGUAGUGGGAGCGGAGUUGCAAAUGAGUGCACAAGUGGUGUUACAUCGAAUGGUCGAGUACCAAUUCCCACUCUUCGGUGCAACUGGGAAGGAAAGAGAAGUGGUUGAACUCACACUGGAAUGCAUCUCUACUCUUUCCUCCACUAGCACCGCUGGUGGUGGCGGGUCAAGCAGUGCAAUAGUUGCGAGAAAAGCGGCGAUACAAGGGCAUGAAACAAUCCUUAAAAGUUGGGCCACUGUAUGCGACCCUGUACUCGGGUUCGACCUACUCCUAUUUUCUUCCACAUCCUAUCUCUCAACCGCAACCUCGACAGCGGUAACUGCAGCAGUGCUUAGGAGUGGUUUGACACCCAUUUUAUUGCGGCUACCAUCCGAGCUUCUACUCGAGGACUUCCUGCCUCGGCUUAGCGAGAUAGCCAGAACGGCCCUCAAAGCGCAGUCCACGGAUUUGAGGCUGGUUGCUACUACAAUGCUUAAAUCUCUCAACGACAAGUUGAAAAAGGAAGGCGUGGAGGGUAGUCAUGAUCGAAUCUUCACUGCACUAGGGUUGAACGGUGGAGAAGGAGGGGAGAAUAAGGCAUUGCUGGAUGUUUUAAUGUAUUACUUUUCCAAAAAGUAA
Molecule: messenger RNA, 3942 nt
Organism: Ustilago hordei
Lineage: Eukaryota; Fungi; Basidiomycota; Ustilaginomycetes; Ustilaginales; Ustilaginaceae
Exons: 1
Coding region: 1-3942 (1313 amino acids)
Biological process (GO): mitotic spindle assembly
Cellular component (GO): mitotic spindle; mitotic spindle midzone; microtubule organizing center
Molecular function (GO): microtubule binding
Source: RefSeq, a predicted model, not a curated record